AUGGACAGGAGGACGGGCGUCGGUGUGUGUGGGGAGGGAGAGGCUGGGGCGGCAGGGCAACUGACGUCAGCCUUCACUGCAGACGUCAGGUAUCACUGCAGACGUCAAGUAUCACUGCAGACGUCAGGUAUCACUGCAGACGUCAGGUAUCACUGCAGACGUCAGGUAUCACUGCAGACGUCAGGUAUCACUGCAGACGUCAAGUAUCACUGCAGACGGUCAAGUAUCACUGCAGACGUCAAGUAUCACUGCAGACGUCAGGUAUCACUGCAGACGUCAGGUAUCACUGCAGACGUCAGGUAUCACUGCAGACGUCAAGUAUCACUGCAGACGGUCAAGUAUCACUGCAGACACGGGACAGGCGAGCAAGUGCUGCUGCGGUGCUGCACCACUGUGUGUGGUGUUGACAUUGGUGUUCUACAGACAGAGACCACGGCUGACACUUCUGUGAGGAGGAGCUGCACAGAGCAUGGAGCCUGA
Messenger RNA from Knipowitschia caucasica, 480 nucleotides. The record is from the annotation of a GenBank genome assembly. Lineage: Eukaryota; Metazoa; Chordata; Actinopteri; Gobiiformes; Gobiidae.